AGUUUUCGCUUACAGUACAGUAGUUGAAUUUUUUAGUUAACUACCAAAUAUUCACGUCAUUUCAUUUGCCCAGAUGUCCGAUUGUCCUGACACGGCAAAUUCCCAAAGGCGGAAGGGUUUAUUGUAUAUUUGCGAAUUGCGAUCGCGAGUGAUCGAUCCUUAUCACUCUCCACCCGGCGGAUUUCCCCAUAGCUGGCUGGCGUCUGGCUGCGUACUAUGGCAUAACAUCAUGAACGUACCUAGUUUGCUAAGCACAUAAAGUGAACAUUGGCCGUUGCCCUUGCUGCCUUUGCAUUGCUUCUUGCUUGCCCAGCUCAGCCAGCUGCACGUCAAUUUAUUUAAUGCGGCGCAAACCGAGCCAUUCCGACAGUGACAACAUCGCAUCGCGUUAUUCCAGGCUCGUAGAUUUCACGCAGUCCCCUCGGAAACUCAGCAUUAUGGCACGAAUUAUCAUAGCUGGCAGUUGCCUGUUGGCCGUCGUUCUCUUGUUUGCACGCUAUUCCUCUUCGCAGCAAACGACGAAGCUGCGAACUGUAGCAGUCUUGAAGGACCAAGGUGGCGGAUCAGGUGUGUGGGGAACUAUCCAUUUGGAACAAGAUAUAUCGCAGCCUAAUGGACAGCCAAGCAGCCCGGUGCACAUCUACGGGGAUAUCAACGGUUUGAAGUCAACAGGUGUCCACGCUUUCCACAUACACAAAUUUGGGGAUAUUACGAAUGGUUGCCAGUCCGCGGGUGAUCACUGGAAUCCUCGCGCACAUGAGCAUGGAGCACCGGAGGAUGUUGUAAGACACGACGGUGAUUUGGGAAACAUCAACGCUGACCGUAGCGGAAAAGCCCAAAUUGACCUGCGUGAUAACAUUCUGACGUUGGUGGGGCCACAGUCUAUAAUCGGAAGGUCCGUUGUUGUUCACGAGAAAGCGGAUGAUCUGGGACGCGGAGGCACUGCAGAUAGCAAAAAGACGGGAUCGGCUGGUGGACGUUUGGCUUGCGGCGUAAUUGGUUGGCUCAAGGAAUAGCACGUUUGAUCCCAUUUUGUAAAUACAUUAAUUUUUGCGUUUCCAUUCCUUGGAGUUCAAAUUCUUUAGAUUGUUUUCCGGUGAUGUUGGGAUCGAAUUCUAAAUGUUUUGUACGCGUCUAACACAUUUAGUUUACGUGUUUUAGGCUGGCUCUUGAAUAAAUAAGUUCAUGCAUGCCUUCAUUGUUAAUUUCUGGUUUUGAUGAGAUCAAUGAGCAUCAUUUUGGUACCUGAUUGUGAUUAACUUCAUAAUCACUUGGAAAUGUAACUGAUAUUGUUCAUGCAGCAAAGAACUUGCACCGGGAUAGAGACUUACUGGGUUUUCACGUUCUGAUAAAUGGGAUUUUUCGUUCUGAUGAAAA
Paramacrobiotus metropolitanus is the source of this 1377-nucleotide messenger RNA. Its product is annotated as superoxide dismutase [Cu-Zn]-like. The record is from RefSeq and is a predicted model, not a curated record. The transcript is spliced from 5 exons. The coding region runs from base 342 to 1016 and encodes 224 amino acids. Gene Ontology annotation, biological process: removal of superoxide radicals. Gene Ontology annotation, molecular function: superoxide dismutase activity; copper ion binding. NCBI's taxonomy places the organism in Eukaryota, Metazoa, Tardigrada, Eutardigrada, Parachela, Macrobiotidae.